UUUCCUCACGUCACACGGUCACAUUGCCUGUGGAGAGUUUUCUCGCAAAUUACAUAAUUUUGUAAAAUACCGAGCAAAAAUGGGUAAGCACUUCGGAGAGCUGGCCAAAAUCCGUGGCAUCAUCUCGUACAAGCUGUCUCCCCACGAACAGCGAGCCUACGCCGGAGCUAUUUCCAACGGACUUCCCAACAUCUUCAGAAGAUUCCGCGAGAGUGUUCUCAAAGUGGCACCCCCAUUCAUCAUUGCCUACCUGGUGUACGAAGGUGUUGAAAGGGAGCACCAUCGACUCAGCCGCAAAAACCCUGCUGACUUUGCAAAUGAUCAAUAAACUAUACUCUUGGAAAUGUUCAUUGUAAUGUUAGGAUAAUUUUAGAGUUCAUUUAAAAAGUUAUUUAAAUAUGAUUUAAUAAUUUUCGUGUGAGUAAUUACUUAUGUUUAUUUACUAACUAUGAAAAUGAUGUACCUACAAUCAUAAAAAAUAUAAAGUUGUGUUAAACUAA
This is a messenger RNA of Plutella xylostella (diamondback moth), 500 nucleotides long. RefSeq names its product Ubiquinol-cytochrome c reductase ubiquinone-binding protein (gene UQCR-Q). The record is from RefSeq and is a predicted model, not a curated record. Gene Ontology annotation, cellular component: respiratory chain complex III. NCBI's taxonomy places the organism in Eukaryota, Metazoa, Arthropoda, Insecta, Lepidoptera, Plutellidae. Gene Ontology annotation, biological process: mitochondrial electron transport, ubiquinol to cytochrome c.